Molecule: messenger RNA, 294 nt
Organism: Annulohypoxylon maeteangense
Lineage: Eukaryota; Fungi; Ascomycota; Sordariomycetes; Xylariales; Hypoxylaceae
Exons: 1
Coding region: 19-267 (82 amino acids)
Source: RefSeq, a predicted model, not a curated record
UGUCAUGUCAGCGUAGGUAUGCAUACCAUUAGUCAUUUGCGACAGAUUGGAUCGAUAUUGGGGGUAUUUGGGGCAGCGCAAGCCUGUAUGUCUUAUAUUAUAGCCCCCCCAGAUCGUGGUAUAGCAUCCGCAAUCCCCAUCCGUACGCCGUCAUUUUAUUUUCCUAGCCCGCCAGAGGCCCGCUUAACUGGAUUCAGCGCGAUGCAUGACAUUCUGAUACCGAAAUGGCUUCGUCCAGAAUGCCGGUACGGCGCUAAACAUGUAUAAUACGCCCUACUAUAGCCCCGUCACGAG